Zychaea mexicana is the source of this 570-nucleotide messenger RNA. RefSeq lists its product as uncharacterized. NCBI's taxonomy places the organism in Eukaryota, Fungi, Mucoromycota, Mucoromycetes, Mucorales, Lichtheimiaceae. The record is from RefSeq and is a predicted model, not a curated record. Bases 74 to 550 code for a protein of 158 amino acids. The transcript is spliced from 3 exons.
CUUCAAAAGGCAAAAAGUCAGGCUACAGCAUGUCGACGUUCUACGCAAGUUUUAUUAUUCCAACGCUGCCUCAAUGAACACCGUCACCGCGAAAUUGUUACAAGUCCUAGGAAUCCCAUCCAAAAACCUGCGUCCUGUCAUGUGUGUUGGCCUUGCCGGCACAGGCGUAGGCUCCCAUCUACGUGGGCGACCUCGGCGCGGCGGCCGCAAGAUGCGCAAUGAACAUAGAAUUUGUUGUCCGGUGGUAUUGCAGAAUGAAUAUCGAACUAUGAUGGCAACGGCAACCAAGGCUACAAAAAACGGUAAAAUCAAGUCAGUGAAGGUCCAUGGCGCUCUCCAAUGUGUCAACCGGGAUUGCCCUGCGGUGCGUGUCGGGUACACUACUUUUAGUCGUGAUUCUCUCUCGAGUACGGCCAUGAUCAUCGCUGCUGUUACCCAGUUAUUCUCCCCUACCAAGUCACCUCUUCCCCCUUUCGAUCCUACCAACCCAACACAAGCAAGUUUUACAUUUUCACCUGCCUUUUUGCAGCAUCCAUCAUAUCAUCUUUAGAAAUGGUGCGCUUGUUGCUU